AUGUCAGUAGUAAGUUCAGUUCCAUGCUCCGGUCUGACUGCACAAGAAGGAGUACCUGAAUGGGAUCAAAACAAUACAACGACCUUGAUACAAAUGUACAAAGAAAGAAAAUGCCUCUGGGACACGAGCCACGAGUUUUAUAAAAAUCGACGCUUUCGUCGCGAGGCUCUUACGGAAAUGGCGAAUCAUUUUAAUUGUUCAUUGGCGGACGUCGAGAAGAAAUUGUAUAUGCUUCGUAGUUCCUUUCGCAAAGAAUAUCGUAGAUGGAAUUAUGCCAAGUUAAAUGCAGGUCCGAACAACACGUUUCUAGUCAGAAAACCUCAAUGGUUCGCAUUGGAUUUACUUAUGUUUCUUAAGGAUGACGUUGCUAAAAAGUCAGUGAUUCCUCUCAAUCCAGUUACCACCGACUGUGCUCAACAGCAACAAGUUCAACAAAAUCAACAACAACAACAACUGCAUCAACAUCAACAAUCGCAACAGGAAGCGCAUCAACAAACUCAACGUGAUUUGGACUUAAGUAUACCGGAAAUUCAAAAUGUUUUUUAUUACGACAGCGAGAACAGCACUUUAACUCCGUUGGAACCAGGCGAAGUUACCUUGGAUUACAAUCUUCAAUGUCCGAUACAAGUACCCGAAAUGAAACAAUCGCCAGGUAAAACCUUGAAAAGAAGUUCCAACGUGGAAUCAAAUCUUCUCGAAUCGAAUGGCAAACGACAAAAAAAUAAAGAUCCGGAGGAUACUCGAUUACGUUUAAUAAAAGCAUCGCCGAUCGACGUUCAAGAGAAAGACACUUUUACGGCGUUCGGCAAUUUCGUUGCAGAAGAAUUGCGAAACAUGAAAGACACCGGUCAGAUGCAAUUAGCCAAAUUACGGAUUCAUCAAAUACUAUUUGAUGCUACGCGCAAUUUUUUGAAAGUUCCGAUACCAAGGUUGUGAAGUUUUAUAUAAAAAAUGUUAAGUUACUUUUUACA
Messenger RNA from Vespula pensylvanica (western yellowjacket), 971 nucleotides. RefSeq names its product basic-leucine zipper transcription factor A-like. The coding region runs from base 1 to 936 and encodes 311 amino acids. The record is from RefSeq and is a predicted model, not a curated record. The transcript is spliced from 2 exons. NCBI's taxonomy places the organism in Eukaryota, Metazoa, Arthropoda, Insecta, Hymenoptera, Vespidae.